GGGAGCGGGGCCCGGCGCCGCCCGGGCCGCGGGGCGAUGUGAACCCCAGGUGUGUCCCGGAGGGAUCCACGUGACUUCUCUGCAGGCUGCUUGUCAUGAUGCCCUACCAAGAACGGGGAGAAUAAGUGGGGGUAGUUCCCCAUGCCCCUCCCAUGGUCAGCUCCCCGAUGGCCUGGGUGAGGUGAGAGCUAUGUAUAGGAGUCCAUUUUCUGGAGUUCCCAAGUUGGGAGGAAUGGAGGAUGCAGGGCAGGAUUGUUUAAGGCUUUGCAUGUUCAGUUAGACAUAUUCCAAGGAUGUUUAAUCUUGAAAUACAUCUCUUGCAGCAAGUUGCAACACUUUAACUUCUGUCUGGGAUCUGUUCACAUGCUUGCUUGCUUCCUUAGGUCCCUCACACGUCCAGCUUAAGCACAGGCCUGACUGCUGCCAUAUAUAAUCAAGUGCCAUGGUCCUGAAGGGAAAAGCCAAAGACUUCAGGCCUCUGGUCACCCCUUUGGACACAGAAGAGCAAGUCUCUCAUUUAUUUUUUUGAUGAAUUAUCUAAUCAAACUUAUACAAAUUGUACUAUAAUUUAAAUGUCUAAUUUUCUGAAUGUAGCGUUUGACCAUAAUGUAACACCUCAUUUGAAGAGACAUCAAAAGGUAAAUUUGAGGUGGAUGUUGGCUCUGUGGUGAGGGAGUUCAAGAGAGGUCUUGGACAAUGUGGGAAGGGCAAGGCAGAAAAGGAGGAAAAAGAAAGCCAAGAUUUCUGGUUUCUCAAAUUAUGGUUUCUUUGCUGAAUUUGGAUGAGGGCCCCAGGUUGCCACCGCCUUCCAUAUGCAAAUCACUUCUGGGUCCCUACUUUUUUCUUUUUUUUUAAGAUUUAUUUAUUUAUGCAUACAAGAACUGGGGUACAAGCCAGAGGUGUGGGGGGUGAGAGGAUUCACCAGAGACAGAGUGGGGAGCAGAACAGGCAUAUCUACUGAAAUACACUGCUGAGGGGAACAGCGGGCAAGACAGGAGAGGUCUGCUGUGCCAUGUGGGUUGCUUCCUGGCCAGCCAGGGUUCGAACUCAUGCUCAAGUGGUUAGCAGUAGCUUGAUAGCGCUGUCUUUAACCCCUGCGCCACCAGGGAGGCCCUGGGUCCCUACUUUUACCCAUGCUUUUCCUGCUGCCCAGUGUUCCCUUCCCUAUGUUUACAUCAGGUCAAAAUCCUACACAUUUCUCAAGAGCCACAUGAAUGUUAUCUCUAGAAGCUGUUUCCACCCCCUGUCAGCAUCAGUCUUUAACACAUCCUCACUUGAAUUAAUGUUUAUCCAAUAUGUGUCUGGUCCUGGAUUGAGUGCUGGUUCCCUGAGGGAAGGACUGUGUCGUACAGUUCCUUAGAUAAUAGGUGAUCACAAUGAGGGCUUCUGCUGGAGUUCUUCAGAGCAGGGGCUUUUUGGAGUUGACCUGAUGAAUGCCUUGUUCCUUGUGUGUUUCCUAGGGCAAGCUGUCUGCUCUGACACCAUGGGGAGCUGCUGCAGCUGCCUGAACAGAGACAGCAUCCCAGACAACCACCCCACCAAGUUCAAGGUGACGAAUGUGGAUGACGAGGGGGUGGAGCUGGGCUCUGGAGUGAUGGAGCUGACGCAAAGUGAGUUGGUGCUGCACCUACACCGGCGCGAGGCUGUCCGCUGGCCCUACCUCUGCCUGCGGCGCUAUGGGUACGACUCCAACCUCUUCUCCUUUGAGAGUGGCCGCCGGUGUCAGACGGGCCAGGGGAUAUUUGCCUUCAAGUGCUCCCGGGCUGAGGAAAUCUUCAACCUCCUGCAGGACCUGAUGCAGUGCAACAGCAUCAAUGUGAUGGAAGAGCCGGUCAUCAUUACCCGCAACAGCCACCCAGCUGAGCUCGAGCUCCCCAGGGCCCCCCAGCCUCCCAAUGCUCUGGGCUACACUGUCUCCAGCUUCACCAAUGGCUUCCCCGGCUGCCCCGGAGAGGGCCCACGAUUCUCAGCUCCCCGGCGCCCCUCAACCAGCAGCCUGCGACACCCCUCGCUUGGGGAAGAGUCCACCCAUGCCCUCAUUGCCCCUGAAGAGCAGUCCCACACCUAUGUCAACACACCGGCCAAUGAGGAUGCCCACCGCCGAAGCCGGCACUGCCUGCAGCCCCUGCCUGAGGGGCGGGCGCCUUUCCCCCCGCAGACCCGGGGCCCCGACCAGCGGGACCCGCAGGUGUUCUUGCAGCCAGGCCAGGUGAAGUUCGUGUUGGGCCCAACCCCUGCUCGGCGGCACGUGAUGAAGUGCCAGGGCCUCUGCCCCAGCCUGCAUGACCCCCCACCCCACAACAAUAACAAUGAGGGCCCUUCUGAGUGCCCAGCCCAGCCCAAGUGCACCUACGAGAACGUCAGCGGGGGGUUGAGGCGAGGGCCCGGCUGGAGACUGAGCCCGGAGGAACCAGGCUGGAAUGGUCUUGCCCAUCGCCGGGCUGCCCUGCUGCACUAUGAGAACCUGCCCUCCCUGCCCCCCGUGUGGGAGAGUCAAACCCAGCAGCUGGGGGAGGAGGCCGGGGAUGAUGGGGACUCGAGAGAUGGGCUCACACCCUCCUCCAAUGGCUUUCCCGAUGGCGAGGAAGACGAGACCCCGCUGCAGAAGCCCACCAGCACCCGGGCUGCCCUCCGCAGCCACGGCAGCUUCCCUGUGCCACUGACCCGCCGCCGAGGCUCCCCUCGGGUCUUCAACUUUGAUUUCCGCCGGCCAGGCCCCGAGCCCCCAAGGCAGCUCAACUACAUCCAGGUGGAGCUGAAGGGCUGGGGUGGAGACCGCCCCAAGGGGCCCCAGAACCCCUCAGUCCCCCAAGCCCCUGUGCCCACCGCCCACCCUGCCCGCAGCUCAGACUCCUACGCCGUGAUUGACCUCAAAAAGACCGUGGCCAUGUCCAAUCUGCAGAGGGCUCUGCCCCGAGAUGAUGGCACUGCCAGGAAAACCCGGCACAACAGCACCGACCUGCCUCUGUAGGGACGUCCCUCCUCCCCGCCGCGGCCCAGCUCUGCCUCACGCUCCAGUCCUCUGUCCUCUGAACCCACACGCCCCAGGGUUCAGGGUUGCUUCGCAGAAGGGCAUUGAGGUGGGACCGGAUGCUUCCCCACGCUGGCCAGAGCCCCCAAAGAUAGCAGCCAGAGUCUUCUGGUCUCAGCUUGGAGAGAGAAGAAGUGGCCAGGCGAGGAGGGAGCCACAACGUAAACUGUGAAGGGGUCCCGUGAUUGCAUUUAGCGCCCUCCCGAGCGUCCAUCGUCUUGUCUGUCUGUGUGUUUUUUUUGGUUGAAAUUUUGAAACAUUUUGUACCUGUUGAUUUUAUUUAUCAGUUUAUUUUUCUAUUUAUUGUUUUAAAUGUAACUUAACAUAUUUAUUAUUAAUAUAAUUAUUUUUAAAUUCUG
Messenger RNA from Talpa occidentalis (Iberian mole), 3390 nucleotides. RefSeq names its product fibroblast growth factor receptor substrate 3 (gene FRS3). Bases 1430 to 2971 code for a protein of 513 amino acids. The transcript is spliced from 6 exons. The record is from RefSeq and is a predicted model, not a curated record. Gene Ontology annotation, cellular component: cytoplasm. Gene Ontology annotation, biological process: cell surface receptor protein tyrosine kinase signaling pathway. Lineage: Eukaryota; Metazoa; Chordata; Mammalia; Eulipotyphla; Talpidae.